CCCACCGGAAAACACUUUCCCACGUGCCUCAAUCUCGUAGUCGACCGGUUGCUAGAAGGAAAACAAGUUUUAAAUCUUUCGGAAGACUCCACUCAUUUCGGAAUUCAAACAUGUCUAGUAAAAAGAGGAGCGCGCGCUUGUCAGUUGAGGACGCAGACGUACCCGAGGAGGAGGCGCGCGCACGCCGAAAGAACAUCAAGCGUUUGGCACUGUUACGCGCAAAGGAGCCUACUGUACAAAAGUUGGAGGACAUCGUCUUUGGCGACGUGCAGGAGGAGGAGGAGGAAGAUGAGAAGGAGGUAGAAGAAGAAGGAGACCAAUCUGACGAGGAGACGGAAGCGCGCUUAGCCCCCCCACCAAUCAAAAAAGCUGCCUGGGUUGAUGAUGAUGAUGAGCUGGAGGAAGAGGUGGACAUGCAGCAUCGCUUCCGUAGCAACCUGAUGCGAGGACAGUCCGAGGCCCGCAUCAGCAAGACAAAACUGCAACAGAGGAUGAGAGAUCAGUUCCAGAAGUCGAUGGGCGGAGCUCCAUCCUGGGCCACAGACGGCAGCAAGAAGUCAGUGAAAGAUGACGAGGACGAUGACGAUGGGGAGGAAGACGAAGACGAUGACCUGCUGAGAAAAACGGGAAACUUCGUGGCGUCUUCAGACAGUCUGCCCAGCGGCAUCAUCGGGCUAAAGAAAUGUUGCCACGCCAACGCGGCGCGGCUAUCUUCCGAUCGCCUGACGUCGGUCCAGUUCCACCCGUCGGCUCAGGUGGUCUUGACAGCAGGUCUCGACUGCUCGCUUUCCUUUUUCCAGGUGGACGGCAAGACCAACUCUAAGAUCCAGAGCGUCCAUCUGGACCGCUUCCCCAUCUACAAAGCUCGUUUCACUUGCCAGGGCGACGCCGUCAUCGCCACCAGUGUGAAGAACAAAAUGUUCUACAUGUACGAUAUGAUGGAAGGACGCAUAAUGCCAGCGCAUCAAGUCAAAGGGCUGCGGGAACCACGGAUUAAAGAGUUCUGCGUAUGUCCUGAGGGGGGCGCUCUACUGCUGACAGGAACUCAAGGAUACUUGCACAUGCUGACACUCAAGACCAAGGAGGUGGUGAACAGCAUAAAGCUGAACGGCGAGGUGGUGGGCGUGGCCAUGAGCAGCGACGGCAGCAAAGUGUUUGCUAACUCAGAGGACGGCGAAGUGUUCGUGUGGGACGUGCGCAGCAGUCGCUGCGUCAACAGGUUCACGGACCACGGCUGUGCCGCCGCAAAGGCCAUCGCCGCAUCCGCUGACGGACGCUACCUAGCGUGCGGUUCACAGGCGGGUGUGGUCAACGUGUACUCGCAGCAGACGUGUCUUAAUUCAGCCAAUCCCACGCCCCUGAAGGCCAUCAUGAACUUGCUGACCCCUGUUACCGCGCUCACCUUUAACCCCAGCGCCGAGAUCCUGGCCAUCGCCUCGCAAUACCAAGAAGAGGCCGCCAAACUGGUUCACGUUCCAAGCCUGAGCGUCUUCUCCAACUUUCCUCUGGCGAAGAAGAAGUUUGUCUAUCGAGUUUCCUGUAUGGACUUUUCGCCUCACAGUGGCUUCUUCUCAUUUGCUAACAACAAAGGACGCGCUCCACUCUUCAGGCUGACACACUACAAAAACUUCUGAAGAAGGGGAGGAGUCACAUGCAUGUUUUUUUUUUCAUGAAAUAAAUUCAAUUGUUUUUUCUUGGC
Messenger RNA from Syngnathus acus (greater pipefish), 1699 nucleotides. RefSeq names its product UTP18 small subunit processome component (gene utp18). The coding region runs from base 111 to 1634 and encodes 507 amino acids. Gene Ontology annotation, molecular function: protein binding. NCBI's taxonomy places the organism in Eukaryota, Metazoa, Chordata, Actinopteri, Syngnathiformes, Syngnathidae. Gene Ontology annotation, biological process: rRNA processing. The record is from RefSeq and is a predicted model, not a curated record. The transcript has 13 exons. Gene Ontology annotation, cellular component: Pwp2p-containing subcomplex of 90S preribosome; small-subunit processome.